AUGACUGAAAUGGAUAUUGAUACUGGCGAUGACCUCCUCACAAAGGUCGCGCUGGAUGCGUCCAUGAUUGCCAUCACCGAAUUUCCUAUCCCCAGACUGCCUCCUUCCAGAGCGCCUGUGCGACCACCGUCCCCCCGUCUGAUUCCCCCGAUACCCUCGUCCGAGCCGACCGAACUAGCCGUCGACUCGGUGCCUUCUUCGCAAGAAACCAACAAGGAGAACUCCUCCCCCACAGCCGCGAGGCCAUCUGCCCCGGCGCCUCCGUCCACAGCGUCCCCGCCGGCGCCCGAAGCCCGAGCUGAGCCGCCAGCAACGCCCGACACGCUUCCCAAACCAGUCCAGGAUAUGCUUGAUGAGAUCACUUCGGUGUUGAAAGAGAACUUCACCGAAAACCCACCUCAUACGAUUCAGCGCCUAUCUGAGCUUGUGCUUCGCCCACGACAGCACUACAAGAGUGUAAUAGCAUGGCUCCACGCGCUUGAUCGUGUGGUUCAUGUCACCAGCGGCGCAAAUAUUUACCCCUUACCUGCGGCGAUACCAGACAUGAGCGGCAUGGGUAUGUCCGUUAACGGGAGCGCUGGAGCAACCUCGGGCGUAGCAAGUACGGUUGGCACGGACGAAGCGUUGGGAGGCGCACUGUUAACACCUAUUCCGUGGUUAACCAGCAGAGUGAACGGUGGGCCUGGCAGCGACACCGGGAGCGAAACUGGUGGCUCGUCUCCUCUGUCCGCUAGUGGUAUCACAGGAGGACCAGGGGCUGAUCCCUCUCAACACCUGCAGCUUCAACAGCGCCAGUUACAACAGCGACAAGCACACCAACUCGAUGGCAGGGUGCGCACAGAGAGUACCGAGACGAUCGAAGGGCCCAAUGGAAUGGGAAGAAUCGAGACGGUGUCCAUUUCAGUCAAUGGUAUUCCCUCUACAGGCGCCGGUGGUGUGGGUGCAGUUCUCGCCCAGAGGGGCGUCACACAGGGCGAGCUCUUGAGGCAGGAGCAGCGCGCCGGCGUGGUCCCCAUCAGCCAAUUAGCAAGACAGCAGCAAGCACAACAGCAAGCGCAGGCUCAAGCACAGGCUCAGGCGCAAGCCCAAGCCAACGGCUCGCCUGACGAGGAUUCAGCCAUGAGCUCAGACCCUGAGGAUGAAGAAGAGAUUCCCCACGCCAGGGGUCCGGAGGAGAUAGGGGCGGAGGAUACUGGCCCCUUACCAGCUGGCACUGGGCAAUUUACUGUGGGGACAGCGGCCCUCGCUAUCGGAGAAUCCAGAGGCAUCAACGUCGAGGCUGCCGUGGGACGGCCACCCGACCAAACAGGCCUGCCGGGAUCGAAGGCUAGUGAUAGUAACAAGGAGGAAGCUGUUGUUCCCCAGAGCCCAAAGAGAGAAGCAACCGAUGAGUUGGAAGGCGGUGGAGCUGUUAAGAAAGUCAAGGAGGACAAGGAGGAGGGGGACAAGGAGGAGGGGGACAAGGAGGAGGGGGACAAGAAAGACGAAGAGGAAGUCAAGAAGGAUGCGGAGGGAGACUUGGUUCUACCAGACUCUGCCCCUCCGGCUUCUGAGACUGAAGAUGUUGGGGAUGAAAAGAAGAAUACGGCUGGGAGGCAAGUGGGCGAUAGUGCGGAGAGUUCGAGUUCCCCCAAGACGGAAAAAGGGGACGAGGAGAAGAAUACCCAGGAUAGUGGAGGUGAUAUCAGCAGUGCCUAG
Messenger RNA from Podospora anserina S mat+, 1698 nucleotides. RefSeq lists its product as uncharacterized. Gene Ontology annotation, biological process: protein dephosphorylation. The transcript has 2 exons. Gene Ontology annotation, molecular function: protein phosphatase regulator activity. Bases 1 to 1698 code for a protein of 565 amino acids. Lineage: Eukaryota; Fungi; Ascomycota; Sordariomycetes; Sordariales; Podosporaceae. Gene Ontology annotation, cellular component: cytoplasm; nucleus; protein phosphatase 4 complex. The record is from RefSeq and is a predicted model, not a curated record.